Pedinophyceae sp. YPF-701 is the source of this 384-nucleotide messenger RNA. Lineage: Eukaryota; Viridiplantae; Chlorophyta; Pedinophyceae. The record is from the annotation of a GenBank genome assembly.
AUGACCUCACGGCCACGUGAGGCGACCGUCCACCAGCGCGGCACGUUCGCGUUCCUCGCCGGCACCGGCCACAAGCGCUCCGUGCACGCCGCUCCAUCCACGUGCGCGUUGCAUCCGGCCAGGGGACCCGGCCGCUGCAGCCCACGCAGACGCGGCUGCGCGCAGCGCACUGCAUUUCCUCACCGCGCGUCUGCUUCAUUCGCGCUCGAACCCACGGCGCGGCCGCUGGCCGCAGCGCCACGUGCACCGCCCCACGCGUGCCGCGCCGCGCCGCGCCGCGCCGCCCGCAGCAACUUCAUUUCUGACCUGAAUCUCGCCCGCAGCAACGUCGACGCCAUCCGAAGCACCCCCCUUCAAACCAUCAGUCGACCCAACCCCACGUGA